AUGUCUGAUGGAAACAAUGAUGAUCCGGUGCAAACAAGCACCGAACAAAUGAAAGAGAUAAGUGCCGAAGAAGUAGGGAAGGCAAUUGAAGGUAGUCUAUCCGGGUUUAUAGACAAAAUUCAAAGCUCGGUGUUGUCGCUUGUCGAAGAGCGAGUUAAAAGGUUGGAGGAUAGUGUCAACCUUAUGAAAGAUAAAACGGGAGAACGUAAAGGGUGCUCAUAUAAAGAAUUUAUGGCGUGCAAACCGCCAAUCUAUAACGGGGAAGUUGACCCGAUAAUCUGCCAAAGAUGGAUAAGUGACGUCGAAGGAGUGUUUGAACAAACCCACUGUGACGUAGGUGACUUUGUUGCUUACGGAACGGGUCAAUUGAGGGGUCAAGCCAAAGAUUGGUGGGACAAUAAAAAGAAGGAAAUAGGAGCCGAAGCAGCGAGGGUUAUGACUUGGGAUGAGUUUAAGGUGUCGUUCCUUAAACACCAUAGUCCCAAAGCGGUUAUCAACAGGAUUAAGGAAGAAUUCAUCCAGUUAAGACAAAAGGGUGAAACAAUUGAUAAGAUCACAGGCAUCUUCAUGGAUAAGCUGAGAUUUUGUGACGAGUUAGUCACCACUGAAGAGCAAAAGAUAUAUUACUAUUACAACAUGCUGAGUGCUGAAUACCGGGAGUUUAUGACUCCCUCAAAAUAUGAAACUCUCACUAAAAUCAUCAACACCGCCCGGGAGCGGGAAAUUGAGUUAAAGAAACAAGUUGAAAGGGGUGAGAGAAGGGCACAGGAUGUAAAUCCAAGCCCUACGAAAAAGGCACGCACGACUGACUCAUCGAAGAAGCAAGAGGGAAAGAGCAGUACGCCAAGUUGUAAAGUAUGCGGGAAAGGGCACAAGGGUGAGUGCCGGUUUAAGGACAAGCCGUGUCCUAAAUGUGGGAAGACCGGGCACACGGCUGCGUUAUGCCCGGGGAAAGUGUCGGUGUGUUACAAAUGUUAUCAGCCGGGUCACAAGAAAUCUGAGUGCCCGGAGUUGAUCGGAAAGAAAGAUGACAAGAACACGCCUACUGAGACACCAAAAGCAAAAGCAAGAUCCUUCCAGUUAACAGCAGUGGAGGCGAAAACGGAGCCCGAUGUGGUCUCAGAGGUAGAAAUAGGUGAUAACAAAAGUUUCCUUGUGUGUGAUAUAUGUCGAGAUUGCAAGAUAAGCAUUGACGAUGAGGAAUAUCCAAUAGACUUGAUUCCUAUGUCAAUGGGAGAAUUCCAAGUAGUGGUCGGGAUGGAUUGGCUAUCCCGACACCAUGCGAAAGUCGUAUGUUUCCGCAAGGAGAUAAAAUUAACAUCUCCAAGUGGGAAAUCGGUUACCAUACAUGGCGAGAAAGAGGGUAAACCUGUUAUGUGCUCAAUGAUAAAAGCUUACAAGCUCAUGAGGCACGGUUGUAGGGCAUUCAUGAUAUACGCAAACGAACCAGAUAAAGGAUCACUAAGGAUUGAAGAUGUACCGGUGGUACGCAAAUAUGCCGACGUGUUUCCGGAAGAUCUACCGGGGAUGCCGCCAGAACGGGAGGUGGAGUUUGGAAUCGAAUUGAUUCCGGGCACGAAAUCCGUAGCCAAGGCGCCGUAUCGGCUUGCACCUUCAGAAUUGCAAGAAUUAAUGUCACAAAUUCAAGACCUCCUCGACAAAGGGUUCAUUCGCCCAAGUAAGGAAUUAAAUAUGAGACAGAGGCGGUGGUUAGAGACUGUCAAUGACUUUGAUUGUGAUAUACAUUACCACCCCGGGAAGGCUAAUGUGGUGGCGGACGCAUUGAGCUGA
This is a messenger RNA of Helianthus annuus (common sunflower), 1791 nucleotides long. RefSeq lists its product as uncharacterized. The record is from RefSeq and is a predicted model, not a curated record. Gene Ontology annotation, molecular function: nucleic acid binding; zinc ion binding. NCBI's taxonomy places the organism in Eukaryota, Viridiplantae, Streptophyta, Magnoliopsida, Asterales, Asteraceae. The transcript is spliced from 3 exons. Bases 1 to 1791 code for a protein of 596 amino acids.